CCGUUCUUAUUGCGCGGUACAUUGCGUGAAUAUCAACACGUUGGCUUAGACUGGCUAGCAAGCCUUUACAGCAAUGGUUUGAAUGGUAUCCUGGCUGAUGAGAUGGGCCUUGGUAAGACAAUCCAGACCAUUGCCUUAUUAGCCUAUCUAGCAUGUGAGAAGGGGAUCUGGGGACCCCACCUGAUUGUGGUACCUACCUCUGUAAUCCUCAAUUGGGAAAUGGAAUUCAAGAGAUGGUUGCCUGGUUUCAAAAUCUUGACCUAUUACGGCAACCCAAAGGAGCGUAAAGAAAAACGAUUUGGGUGGUCCAAGGAAAACGCCUUCCAUGUUUGUAUCACCUCCUAUCAACUCGUAAUUCAAGAUCAGACGGCGUUUCGGCGUAAAGCUUGGCAAUACCUCGUACUUGACGAAGCACACCAUAUCAAAAACUUUAGAUCCCAACGAUGGCAGGUCUUGUUAAACUUCAAUUCACGGAGAAGAUUACUGUUGACCGGAACACCGCUGCAGAAUAAUUUGAUGGAACUUUGGUCACUAUUGUAUUUCUUGAUGCCAAAUGGAAUUUCGCAAUCAAUGCCCAUCGGAUUUGCGAAUCUAAAAGAAUUUCAGGAGUGGUUCUCUCAUCCUGUGGACCGAAUGAUUGAAGGUCAACAAGGCAUGGAUGAGGAAUCCCGUCAGGCGAUCCAGAAGCUUCACACAGUCCUUAGACCCUAUCUUCUCAGGAGACUUAAGGCGGACGUAGAGAAACAACUUCCAGAAAAACACGAACAUAUUGUUUACUGCCGUCUUUCAAAACGCCAACGCUAUCUCUAUGACGACUUUAUGAGCCGAGCCAAAACAAAAGAGACCCUCUCAGGUGCUAACUUCCUGAGUAUCAUCAAUUGUCUUAUGCAACUCCGUAAAGUCUGCAAUCACCCAGAUCUUUUUGAAGAAAGACCUAUCUUGACCAGUUUUUCGAUGACAGAUCAAGUCCAAGUCCAAGGCGAGAGAAUUGAAAAAUGGGUGCGAAAACGAUUUUUG
This is a messenger RNA of Phycomyces blakesleeanus NRRL 1555(-), 1017 nucleotides long. RefSeq lists its product as hypothetical. The annotation marks the transcript as partial. The record is from RefSeq and is a predicted model, not a curated record. Gene Ontology annotation, cellular component: Swr1 complex. Gene Ontology annotation, molecular function: ATP binding; ATP hydrolysis activity; ATP-dependent chromatin remodeler activity. The transcript has a single exon. Lineage: Eukaryota; Fungi; Mucoromycota; Mucoromycetes; Mucorales; Phycomycetaceae.